CCUCGAAGCGCUCGCUUCUCGUCUUCGCUCAGUCUUUCCUCCAUUUCUUUUUUCAAAUCUCCCCGAACUUCGUCCCCUUUCAAAUUAAACCCUAGCGAUUGCCCGAGUUGGGUUAAGGGUAUCAAACCCGACCCGACCCGACCCGUUAGGAAACCAAAGUCUUCAAAACCCUGAAUUUUCGAAACCCUCUCGUUGGAGCAAAGCAUCGAACAUGGCGAAAUCUCUCAAUUUUCAGAGGUUUUUUCACUCUGUGAAGUCCAAUCUCAAGGUUGAAGAAGAACCCAUUAGAAAACUCAUCUCCCUCUUAGAAACUGAUCGGUUUCAAGCUGCUGUGUCUCUCACAAAAUCUGAGAUCAUCUCAAAAAACCCUCAAUUCCAAGCCCUUUCUCAUCUCUAUCAAUCUCUGGCUAAUUCAUUCCCUCCACUGGCAUCAUCCUUAAGCAGCGCUCUCAUCGCAAGCUGUGCCCAGCUCAAAUUGGCCGAACCUGCCCUCGAUAUCAUCGCCCAUGUCGGAGAGAAUCAACAUCCGUCGCCUUCUCUUCACUCGAUCAACCUGUUACUUGAAAAUUUGGUUUCUACACGCCGUUACUCUGAUACCCUUUCGCUCUUUUCAAAGAUCGAUUCUUGGGGAAUUCGGCUAGAUUUGUUUGCUUAUAACAAGGCGAUGCAAUCGUGCGUCAAGUCUGGAGACAUCGAUCGAGCACUGGCGCUGUUUAAGAGAAUGAAGGAGAAGGAUUGGAUUGUGCCUGAUAAGUUUUCGUACAAUGUUUUGAUAUCUGGGUUGUGGAAAGAAAAGAGAGGUGAUGAUGCAGAGAAGCUGUUUGAUGAAAUGCUUGGGAGAGGGAUAUCACCGAGUGAAGUCACUUACAAUAGCAUGAUUGAUGGGUAUUGUAAAUCUGGCAACUUGGAUGCUGCUUUUUCUGUUAAGGGGAGGAUGUUGAUUUCUGGGUUGAAGCCAAAUGUGAUUACUUAUAAUAGUUUGAUGAAUGGGUUUUGUCGAGCUCGAAGGACAGAGGAGAGUAAGAAUUUGCUGGCAGAGAUGGAAGCUAAUGGUCUUGUUCCUGAUGGGUUCACUUUUAGUAUAUUAUUUGAUGGGCUCUCGAGGAAUGGUGAUACUGAGGCAGCCGUUGAUCUCUUUGAGGAAGCAAUGAGGAAGGGGUUCAAGAUUGAUAGUUACGCUUGUAGCGUUUUGCUCAAUGGUCUUUGUAAAGAUGGGAGGGUUUCAAAGGCAGAAGAGGUGCUCGAGAGGUUAGUGAAGAAAGGACUAGUUCCUACGACUGUGAUUUAUAACACACUUGUUGAUGGAUAUUGUCGGGUUUGGGAUGUUGAUGCAGCAAUAAGGGUCGUCGAGAGUAUGAGCUCAUAUGGACUUAAAGCUGACCGGUUUACUUAUAACUCGUUGAUAAAUGCAUUUUGUAAGAUGGAGAGGAUGAAAGAAGCGGAAAAUUUUGUAAUAGAGAUGGGCGAGAAUGGGUUUGGUCCAAGCAUAGAAACUUUCAAUAGCUUGAUUGAUGGCUAUGGAAGGGCUAACAAUUUCGAGAGGUGCUUUGAGAUUCUGGAAGAAAUGGAAAAGGUUGGGCUCAAGCCAACAGUAGUGUCUUAUGGUUCUCUCAUGAAUGCAUUUUGCAAGAACAAGAAGCUAAAUGAGGCUGUUAAGCUCUUUGAAGAUAUAGUGGAUAAAGAUAUUGCACCAAGUGUCCAAAUCUACAAUAUACUCAUAGAUGCGUAUAGCGCAUCAGGCGAUCAGCACAAAGCUCUCGAACUUGUCGACAAUAUGAAGAAAAGUGGGCUUUCUCCGGAUAUUAUUACUUGUAAUUCUCUUAUAAAAGGUCUAUGUAAACAUGGGCAUGUUUCUGAUGCUCAGAUAUUGAUGCACAAGUUGAGGGAUGAAGGAUUGAGACCUGAUGUAAUCACAUACAAUACUCUAAUCUCAGGAUAUUGCAGUGCUAGCGACAUGCAUAAAGCUUUGCAGCUACGUGAAGAGAUGAAGCAGCUUGGAGUUCAAUCAAGCAUAGCCACGUAUCAUAUAUUGAUUAGUACGAUGAGCAACCAUGGGAAGAUUAAAGAGGUUGACGAGUUGUAUCAUCAAAUGUUGCAGGAGAAUCUGGCUCCCGAUUUUGGUAUGUAUAAAACAAUGAUAAGUGCAUAUAUGAGAUCAGGAGAUGGAAGCAAGGCAACAGCUCUGCAGAAGGAGAUGGCAGAGAGGAGCAUGCCUAUUUAUGAGAUGAGUUGAACUACUUGUGAAAACUGAAAAUUUAAUUUAUUGGGAGAAUAACUGAAUCUUUCCAGGAUGCAAUACUAUGGCCGGCAUUUUAAGAAGAUGUUGUAUGAUGAGGGGCAGCUUGUUAAUGCUUAUCUGGAUACAUUUUCAAUCACAAAGGACGUCUUUUAUUCAUCAACGGCAAUUGGCAAGUAAUAUUCUUGAUUAUUUAAGGAGAGAUACCAGAGGGUGAGAUUUAUUCUGCAGAAAUGCUGAUAGCGCUGAACAUGAAGGCACUUUAAGAAACAGGAAGGAGCUUUUUAUGUUUGGACAAGAAAAAGAGAUUGAUGAGUUCGUCGGAGAUUAUGCUAACCUGUUCAAGGAUCACUAUUAUGAUAAAAAGUCAGGAAAUUAUGACCUUUGUAGAGUGAGUGAUACUUAUAAUGAAUU
Asparagus officinalis (garden asparagus) is the source of this 2650-nucleotide messenger RNA. Its product is annotated as pentatricopeptide repeat-containing protein At5g12100, mitochondrial. NCBI's taxonomy places the organism in Eukaryota, Viridiplantae, Streptophyta, Magnoliopsida, Asparagales, Asparagaceae. Gene Ontology annotation, molecular function: protein binding. The record is from RefSeq and is a predicted model, not a curated record. The transcript has 3 exons. The coding region runs from base 212 to 2233 and encodes 673 amino acids.